UCCAGCCCCUGCAGACCAGCUCAAACAUGGCGGGCCGUGGAGGCGACGUGAUGUGUUCGUGGUCCGGGUCCGGGUCCGGGUCCGGGCGUGACACCGACUCCCUGUCGUUGGCGGUGGCCGCGUCCGAGGAGCGGAAACCGAGGAAGAGGAGGAGAGCGUUCUGCCUGGCCAGGAUGAAGUCCGGCAGCAGCUCCGGCGAGCGGCAGCAGCAGCAGGAGCCGCAGCCGGAGCCGCAGGAGCCGCAGCAGCAGCAGCGGCGGCGGCGGCAGCAGCAGCGUCAGCCCGCCGCGAACAACAACAACAACACGCCGUUCAUCAUCCACUGCCACAUCGGCAAGGAGAUCAAACACAUCUGCAGCAACUGCCGGGGGGCCGAGCCGCCGGACGCUGAGGAAGUGGAGAGGCUGGCGGCCAUGCGCUCGGAUUCGCUGGUACCCGGCACACACACGCCUCCCAUCCGCCGUCGGAGCAAAUUCGCCACCCUGGGACGUCUGUUUAAACCCUGGAAGUGGAGGAAGAAGAAGAGUGAGAAGUUCAAGCAGACCUCUGCAGUGCUGGAGAGGAAAAUGUCCACUCGCCAGAGCAGAGAGGAGCUCAUCAAGAAAGGAGUGCUGAAGGAGGUUUACGAGAAAGACGGCGCGUCCCCGGCCAUACAGGAGGAGGUGAAGAUGGAGAGCGUCCGUUCUCCGGCGCUCGGCUCUGGCCUGUCGGAGCCUGAAGGCGGUGAGCUGAUGGAAGGAGCAGCCGUCGGUCCACUGGAGUUUCAGAUGCCGAGCGACGGUGCGUGUCAACAGGACCACGCCCAGAAGUCCAGCCAGGCUCCGCCCACCAAGAAGUCCACUGUGUAUCUGGCUGACGGCGCUGAGUCGACAGUCUCCAGGCUCCCGACGCUACACAAACAACCUCCUGCGCUACCACCCAAACCCUUCACCAGGCUACCGAACCACAUCACAGACGGUGCCCCGGUGAAGCUGCCAUGUAUGUCGGUGAAGCUGUCUCCUCCUCUACCUCCAAAGAAGCUCCUGAUCUCCGUGCCGGCGGGGAGCACGGAGCCCUCUUCGCUCGCCUUCCAGAAGUGCCCCGCCCCUCCCAGCCACGCUGCGAUGGGCGCGCACUCGCUGCAGUACGGGACGCUCCCCGUUCCUCUCCACCCGCCCAGCCGGAUCAUCGAGGAGCUCAACAAGACCCUGGCCCUCACCAUGCAGAGGUUUGAGAGCUCCAUGAUGCACGCGGUUCCCACGGUGAUGAUCGAGUGCGACGACGACAAAGAGAACCUCCCCAACGAGGCGGACUACGAGGACAUGCCGGGGAUGUACAAGGACGAGGAACAGGAGGACGACGAGGGGGAGGAAGAGGACGACGAGGAGGAGGAAGAGGACGACGAGGAGGAAGAUGAGGAUGACACCUUGUUUACAAGCACACUGGCCAUGAAGGUCUUACGAAAGGACUCUCUGGCCAUCAAGCUGAGUAACCGUCCAUCGAAGAGGGAGCUGGAGGAGAAGAACAUCCUGCCUCUGCAGUCGGACCAGGAGAGACUCGAGUCCCGGCAACAAACGGCCACCAAGCUGACCAGGCGGUUGAGUCAGAGGCCGACAGCAGAGGAGCUGGAGCAGAGGAACAUACUCAAACCUCGAAACGAUCUGGAGGAGCAGGAGGAGAAGAGGGAGAUCAAGAGACAUUUGUCCAAGAAGCUCAGCCAAAGGCCGACAGUAGAGGAGCUGAGGGAAGCAAAGAUCCUCAUCCGCUUCAGCGACUACGUGGAGGUCGCCGAGGCUCAGGACUACGACAGGAGAGCAGACAAGCCAUGGACUCGGCUAACAGCCGCUGAUAAGGCUGCCAUAAGAAAGGAGUUAAAUGAGUUCAAAAGCACAGAGAUGGAGGUGCACGAGUCGAGCCGUCACCUGACCAGGUUUCAUCGGCCAUAAAUUGGCUCAGUCAGACCUCAGCCAUGCUUCUGUAGUCCCACAGAAGCCUCAAGCGCUCAGACUCCUACUUGCCGCCCUCGUACUGCUACCUGCUGCCCUUUCCAGCGUAGGACUUCAAACUGAGACUAGACUCAACACAACGUGAGUUUGAGCCACCACAGGAAACGGAAGCAAAAAAAAAAAACAAAAAACCUUUCAGAUGGAUUGAACUCUUGGCUGUUGUCUCCUCUCAGUGGAGAGUUUACAGACUUCUUGAAAUCCAAAAUCUUUUAAUUGUCUUUUUCUUUUUUUCCUUUUUUUCUUUGAUGAUGAUGAAGAGGUGGCGGUAUGUUAGCUCUGCAGCACUUUUUUUUUGAACAAAGCUUCUGGAAGUAAAACACACAAUCUUGUGCCAAUUUCAAGGAUGGGAACAGUAGGAGGCGAAGAUAGGACUUUUUUUUUUUUUUUUUUUACACAGGGCUUGUUUUCUUGCCUUUCACCAUGGUCUCACUCUCCUUUCCUAACUGGACUUAAUCUUUCCUCGGGGGCUUGCUUGUGUUGGCACAGUUUUAUUCCACAGAUGACAUCUCAAUGAUCGUUUAUCUCUUUUUGCCAGAGGAAUGAAAAUAUUUACAACAGCUUAUGCUGGUGUAGGCAGCUGAAUCUUAUGCCAAAACGUCCUAAAAUCCUGAUCAACAUCCCAAAAUGGUUCUUCAAAGCCUGUAACCGUACAAAUUACGAUCUCCUAACACAUUAACGUCAUUCAACUGAGCAAUAAUUUCAGAUUUUCUCAUUUGUCCAUCUGUUGAUGGGCUGCAUUCAAGGGCUCAGACACUUUUCAGACUUCAAAUCCCCGAUUUAAACCAAAGCAACUCGACUUGCUGUUGAAGUCGUGACCCUGAAUGCAGCCCAGAGCGACGGCUGUUGAGAGUGGAAGUAACUCACAGUCUCACUGUGCCUACAGUAUUGUUUACAGGGAUUUAAAAUUUUCCAAAUUCACUCGUUUCAUUUGAUACAGAAUAUUAUCUGUAGACACAGUAAAAUGUUGCCUAACUCUCUGCUGAAUAACAAGAAAGUUGACUUUUUUUUUUGUAUUUCAUUGUUCGGUACAACAUAUGAAAACCCUGCCACCUUUUUGUUUGUUUUUUUGUUUUUUUUUUAAUUGUUUACAGUCCAUAGUAGGUCCAUGUAUUGAACGUUAUGACCAUAUUACUGGGAGAACUUGUUGCUCUGUUGUGUGUGGGCGUGUGUGUGUGCGUGCGUGUAUGCUUGUGUACAAGAGGC
Xiphias gladius (swordfish) is the source of this 3188-nucleotide messenger RNA. RefSeq names its product phosphatase and actin regulator 1 (gene phactr1). The record is from RefSeq and is a predicted model, not a curated record. Bases 27 to 1925 code for a protein of 632 amino acids. Gene Ontology annotation, biological process: cell motility; stress fiber assembly. The transcript is spliced from 13 exons. Gene Ontology annotation, molecular function: actin binding. NCBI's taxonomy places the organism in Eukaryota, Metazoa, Chordata, Actinopteri, Istiophoriformes, Xiphiidae.